Molecule: messenger RNA, 1921 nt
Organism: Carlito syrichta (Philippine tarsier)
Lineage: Eukaryota; Metazoa; Chordata; Mammalia; Primates; Tarsiidae
Gene: DCLRE1B
Product: DNA cross-link repair 1B
Exons: 4
Coding region: 243-1868 (541 amino acids)
Biological process (GO): double-strand break repair via nonhomologous end joining; interstrand cross-link repair; protection from non-homologous end joining at telomere
Molecular function (GO): damaged DNA binding; 5'-3' DNA exonuclease activity
Source: RefSeq, a predicted model, not a curated record
GCGGGUGGGAGUGCCGAGCGCCUUCCGCUGCGCCGGCGCCCGUCCCCACGCCCCGCGAGCGCGGUCGCUUCCCCUUUCGGCGCGCUCCGGUUCCGCUUUCCUCUGUGGGGCUGCCCUUCCCUGAGGGUCUCUGGCCCUGUCCGCGCCCCAGCAUGACCCUUUCCGGGGCGCCGUGGGGGAAGCCUCGCGCCCGCGCUCUGUCCCCGUGGAGAUCCUGCCGGUGACCCCCCGCCCCCGCCACCAUGAACGGGGUCCUGAUCCCCCAUACGCCCAUCGCCGUGGACUUCUGGAGCCUGCGCCGGGCUGGGUCCGCACGGCUCUUCUUCUUGUCCCACAUGCACUCGGACCACACCGUGGGGCUGUCGAGCACCUGGGCCCGGCCCCUCUACUGCUCCCCCAUCACGGCCCACCUCUUGCACCGUCGCCUGCAGGUAUCUAAGCAGUGGAUCCGAGCCCUGGAGGUUGGUGAGAGCCAUGUAUUGCCCCUAGAUGAAAUCGGACGAGAGACCAUGACCGUAACCCUCAUCGAUGCCAAUCACUGCCCUGGUUCCGUCAUGUUUCUCUUUGAAGGACACUUUGGGACCAUCCUCUAUACAGGUGAUUUUCGAUAUACACCAUCCAUGCUAAAGGAGCCAGCGCUGACGUUGGGAAAGCAGAUCCAUACUUUAUACCUAGACAACACCAAUUGCAACCCAGACCUGGUUCUUCCUUCCCGACAAGAAGCUGCCCACCAGAUUGUCCAGCUCAUUCGAAAGCACCCACAACAUGCCAUAAAGAUUGGACUCUAUAGCCUGGGGAAGGAAUUGCUGCUGGAACAGCUGGCCCUGGAGUUUCGGACCUGGGUGGUAUUGAGUCCUCGGCGCCUGGAGCUGGUGCAGCUGCUGGGCCUGGCAGAUGUGUUCACGGUGGAGGAGGAGGCUGGCCGCAUUCAUGCCGUGGACCACAUGGAGGUUUGCCGUUCCACCAUGGUGUACUGGAACCAGACCCGCCCUACCAUUGCCAUCCUUCCCACGGCCCGGAAAAUCCACCGCUCCCACCCCGGCAUCCAUGUCAUCCCUUACUCUGACCAUUCUUCCUACUCUGAGCUCCGUGCCUUUGUGGCAGCACUGAAGCCUUGCCAGGUGGUGCCCAUUGUUGGUCGACAGCCCUGUGGAGGCUACUUUCAAGACUGCCUGAGCCCCAGGCUCUUUGUGCCCCUGAUUCCAGACUCUGUGCAACGACACAUGAGUUCUUCCUCUAGAAAACUGAGCCUUCUCCGGCUGCUAAAAAGGAGGCUAAAGAGGCCACGAACCCAGGGGGUUGUGUUUGAAUCCCCUGAGCAAAGUGCUGAUCGGUCUCAAGCUGACAGAGACUCCAAGAAGGCUAAGAAAGGGAAACUUUCUCCCUGGCCUGAGGACCUUCAGAAGCUGCCCUCCCACCAUCCUUUGCAGAUCAAGAAGCAGCUGUUCCCAGACCUCUGCAGCAAAGAAUGGAAUGGGGCAGUUCCUUUCUGUGAGUCCCAGAAGAGGGUGACUAUAUUGACCGCCCCCUUGGGAUUUUCAGUGCACUUAAAGUCUACAGGUGAGGAGGUUCCCUCUCCAGAAACCAGGAAAGUAGUUAGUUUAGGGCCCCCCUUGGCACCCAGGGAGGUUGAUGGUGGUCCAGCAGCCUCAGGGAACCAGAGUAGCUGGAAGGGCUGUGGUUCUCCCCUGCCUCACAACAGCAAGACCACCUCUUCUCUAGCUGCUGAGUUCAGGGGCUUGGCACUAAAAUACCUUCUAACUCCAGUAAACUUUUUCCUGGCAGGGUAUUCUUCCAGGAGCUUUGACCAGCUAGUGGAAAAAUACCACCAACCCCUGCUGAGGUACAGACAGGAGAGUACAGAAUGACAAACUGGUUUGAUCAACACUGCAGUUUUCUGUGUUUGUUUCUUGAGGCAGGG